CCACUUCCACUACCUUCCACCGGCCGGGGAGCCGCCGCCACUGCCGCUGAGGAGUCAGGAAGUUCAAAAUGGCCGCCGCGGAGACACAGUCGCUGCGGGAACAGCCAGAGAUGGAAGAUGCUGAUAAUUCUGAGAAGAGUGUAAAUGAAGAAAAUGGAGAAGUAUCAGAAGACCAAUCUCAAAAUAAGCACAGUCGCCACAAAAAAAAGAAGCAUAAACACAGAAGUAAACAUAAGAAACAUAAACAUUCCUCAGAAGAAGACAAGGAUAAAAAGCAUAAACAUAAGCAUAAACAUAAGAAACACAAAAGAAAAGAGGUUAUUGAUGCUUCUGACAAAGAAGGUAUGUCUCCAGCAAAAAGAACUAAACUCGAUGAUUUAGCUUUGCUAGAAGACUUGGAAAAACAGAGAGCCUUGAUUAAAGCUGAACUUGAUAAUGAGUUAAUGGAAGGAAAGGUCCAAUCCGGGAUGGGGCUAAUUUUACAAGGUUAUGAGUCUGGCUCUGAAGAAGAGGGGGAAAUACAUGAAAAGGCAAGAAAUGGAAAUAGGUCUAGUACUAGAUCUUCAAGUACAAAGGGGAAACUUGAACUUGUGGACAGUAAAAAUAGUACGAAAAAGCGAAGUAAAAGCAGAUCCAAAGAACGGACUAGACAUAGGUCGGAUAAAAAGAAAAGUAAGGGAGGUGUUGAAGUAGUAAAAGAAAAGACAACUAGGAGCAAGUCAAAGGAGAGGAAAAAGUCUAAAAGUCCAUCCAAGAGAAGUAAGUCCCAAGAUCAAGCAAGAAAAUCAAAAUCCCCUGCCCUUAGAAGGCGAUCUCAAGAGAAAGUCGGGAAAGCCAGAUCUCCUACUGAUGAUAAGGUUAAAAUUGAAGAUAAAAGUAAGUCAAAAGAUAGGAAAAAAUCUCCAAUUAUAAAUGAAAGUAGAAGUCGUGAUCGAAGUAAAAAAUCCAGAUCCCCAGUUGACUUAAGAGGUAAGUCCAAAGACAGAAGGUCACGGUCCAAAGAGAGAAAAUCAAAACGGUCUGAAAUUGAUAAAGAAAAGAAGCCAAUUAAGUCUCCCUCUAAAGAUGCUUCUUCUGGGAAAGAAAAUAGAUCACCCAGUAGAAGACCGGGUCGUAGUCCUAAAAGAAGAAGUUUGUCUCCAAAACAACGUGAUAAAUCAAGAAGAAGUAGAUCUCCACUUUUAAAUGAUAGAAGAUCUAAACAGAGCAAAUCACCUUCUCGGACUCUGUCUCCUGGUAGAAGAGCCAAGAGCCGAUCCUUAGAAAGAAAACGAAGAGAACCAGAGAGGAGGCGACUUUCUUCUCCAAGAACAAGAACUCGAGAUGAUAUCCUCAGUAGACGUGAAAGAUCAAAAGAUGCCAGCCCCAUCAGUAGGUGGUCUCCAAACCGAAGAAGAACAAGUAGAUCUCCCAUUAGAAGGAGGUCUCGUUCCCCACUUAGACGUAGCAGGUCUCCAAGAAGAAGAAGCAGGUCUCCUCGGAGAAGGGACAGAGGGCGGAGGAGCAGAUCACGCUUGAGAAGGCGGUCUCGGUCACGGGGUGGUCGUAGACGAAGGAGCAGGAGCAAAGUAAAGGAAGAUAAAUUUAAAGGAAGUCUUUCUGAAGGAAUGAAAGUUGAGCAAGAAUCUUCAUCAGAUGAUAACCUUGAAGACUUUGAUGUAGAGGAAGAAGAUGAAGAAGCCCUAAUAGAACAGAGAAGAAUACAAAGGCAAGCAAUUGUUCAGAAAUAUAAAUAUCUUGCUGAAGAUAGCAAUAUGUCCGUGCCAUCUGAACCAAGCAGCCCCCAGAGCAGUACUAGAACACGAUCGCCUUCUCCAGAUGACAUUCUGGAGCGGGUAGCUGCUGAUGUUAAAGAGUAUGAACGGGAAAAUGUCGAUACAUUUGAGGCCUCAGUAAAAGCCAAGCAUAAUCUAAUGACAGUUGAACAGAAUAAUGGGUCAUCGCAGAAGAAGCUUUUGGCACCUGAUAUGUUUACAGAAUCUGAUGAUAUGUUUGCUGCAUAUUUUGAUAGUGCUCGUCUUCGGGCUGCUGGCAUUGGAAAAGACUUUAAAGAGAAUCCCAACCUCAGAGAUAACUGGACUGAUGCAGAAGGCUAUUAUCGUGUGAACAUAGGUGAAGUCCUAGAUAAGCGUUACAAUGUGUAUGGCUACACUGGACAAGGUGUAUUCAGUAAUGUUGUACGAGCCAGAGAUAAUGCAAGAGCCAACCAAGAAGUGGCUGUAAAGAUCAUCAGAAACAAUGAGCUUAUGCAAAAGACUGGUUUAAAAGAACUAGAGUUCUUGAAAAAACUUAAUGAUGCUGAUCCUGAUGACAAAUUUCAUUGUCUGCGACUCUUCAGACACUUUUAUCACAAACAGCAUCUCUGUCUCGUAUUUGAGCCUCUCAGUAUGAAUUUACGAGAGGUAUUAAAAAAAUAUGGUAAGGAUGUUGGUCUUCAUAUUAAAGCUGUAAGGUCCUAUAGUCAGCAGUUGUUCCUGGCAUUAAAACUCCUUAAAAGAUGCAAUAUCCUACAUGCAGAUAUCAAGCCAGACAAUAUCCUGGUUAAUGAAUCAAAAACUAUUUUAAAGCUUUGCGAUUUUGGGUCGGCUUCACAUGUUGCGGACAAUGACAUAACGCCUUAUCUUGUCAGUAGAUUUUAUCGUGCUCCUGAAAUCAUUAUAGGUAAAAGCUAUGACUAUGGUAUAGAUAUGUGGUCUGUAGGUUGUACCUUAUAUGAACUCUAUACUGGAAAAAUUCUAUUUCCUGGCAAAACCAAUAACCAUAUGUUGAAGCUCGCCAUGGAUCUCAAAGGAAAGAUGCCAAAUAAGAUGAUUCGGAAAGGUGUAUUUAAAGACCAGCAUUUUGAUCAAAAUCUCAACUUUAUGUACAUAGAAGUUGAUAAAGUAACAGAGAGGGAGAAAGUUACUGUCAUGAGCACCAUUAAUCCAACUAAGGACCUAUUGGCUGAUUUGAUUGGGUGCCAGCGACUUCCUGAAGACCAACGUAAAAAAGUGCACCAGCUAAAGGACUUGUUGGACCAGAUCCUAAUGUUGGACCCAGCUAAAAGGAUUAGCAUCAACCAGGCCCUACAGCAUGCCUUCAUCCAGGAAAAAAUUUAAAUGAGAUGAAGAAACUCCCAAGGGUUUGAGUAAUUAAAUACAAAGACUGAAGAAAUUUCACAGCAGUUUAUUAAUGUAUAUAAACUUAUAAAUAUUUCUCCAGCAAAUUUGAGGAAGCAUGAUAUAUUUGAAUUAACACCAAGGGUGAUAUUUCUUUUAGAAAUGUUAGUUAUUCUGUUUUGUGUCUUAUGUGAAAUUUCACUGUAGAACUGUUUAAAUUGCCAAGACUGCACAAAAUUACAAUGCUAAUGUAUAUGGUUGCAGUUCACAUAAAAGACAAAAGCACCUGUUAUAAAAUGAUAGUAAUACUGGGUGGUUGAUUUGUUUUUUAGCAGACUUGGCUUCAUUUUGGUCUUCAGAUAAAAUGGCCAGCAUAAAUGCUGUUUAUAUUCACGUUUUCCUAGGUGUGUGUGUGCAGGCCACAGCAGCAUGCCCUUGGUGUAGUCAGUGCCGAAAGGGGUCUGUUCCUUCUUGAGCCUGCCUGCAGGGAUGGUCUCCUCUUUUAAAGCAGGUUGUGUACAACAUUCAGUACACUGAAGGUAAGCUAAACCAUCAACAUCACUGGUGUUUUAAGAUGUUAUUUUAUUGGAACAAUUGACAAAUAAGGGAUAUUAGCGUUGUGGCAGAAUUCCCUGCAUGUGUGAUAACUUAUCUUGUUUUAUUUUCUGGCAUUGCAACUGUGGCAUAGUUACAAUUUCUGUUCUGUUAAUCAUAUUUAAAAUUUGAAGAGUAUGCGCUUGAUGGAUAGAGCGCCUUCAGUGUACUGUUUCUUAUUAACUUUACUUUUUUAAAAUCAACUUGCUAUAGACUUUAUAUACAUUUUGUUAAAUACAGUUCCUAGUGACAUAGAAACAAUGAGUAGUUUUCAUUUACUAAUUAAAAAUGUUGAGGCCUAAUUCUGAAAGUCCUCAUAUUUAAAGAUUAGACAGACAACAUAAUGAAAUUUUUAACUAUUUGUAUGUCAUUUUGAAAGUGUACUGCUUUAUGGUAAAAGUGUUUUUCAUUUGUUCAUUGUUUUCAUUAUUUGUGAUCAUGUUGUCUUUCAAUACAGGCAUAAACCUUCCACUCUUGAACAAAGCUGCUGCUUUUUAAAAGCGGUAAUUGCUUCUUUACCUUUUAUUUCUUUUGUAAAUGAAGCUUUUCUUUAAGGAUGUGACUUUAAAGUGUUGUCUAUUGCAUAAAACAGUUGACACUCACUUAUUGUAAAGUGAAGAUUGUUCUACUGCAUGUGAAGUGGACCAUGCAGAUUUCUGUAUGUUCUCAGUAUGCAUCACUAGAUAAUAAAGUCUUUUGUGAACAAGGCAUUUGUAGCCAUUUUUAAAAGCUUUUGUCUUCAGUGCUGGUAAGUCAGGUAAAACCAUUAAUAGUUAAAAGCAACCUUUCGUUUUUUUCCUGAAAGUCUUUAAUUGAAAGCAUUGUUUGUUAAAGAUGUAAACUUAGCCAAAAGUUUAUCAUUUUAUUAAUAAUUAGGAUCCUAAUUAUAUCAUCAAAAAAAUCCUACAAAUGUAGUCAGCUUUCAGUGUAGUGAGAUUAUUCCUGUAGGUUACAGGAUAUAAUUCAGGAUUUAACUAAUGUUUCUGCUAUUUUCUCACUUUUCCUUUUGAUGGUGCGGAAAGAGAAAAAGGAAAACGGGGCACAGGCCAUUCAACGCCUUCUCCAAGGGGUCUGAUUUGCUGAGACACCAGCUUCACCUUCUUAACAAGGCACCUAAUUACAACAAGCAUGCACAUUUUGGUGCAUUCAAGAAUGGAAAAUCAGAAUAGCAGCAUUCUUCUGGUGCAGUUCAGUGGAAGAUGAUGACAGCCAGAAGACAUGAGCUAAGGGUAAGGGACUGUUCUUCUGAAGAAACUUUCCAUUUAGUGAUCAAGAUAUGGAAGCCGAUGUCUGAAAAUGCUCAAUGUGUAUCCUAAUUGUUCGUGGUAUCAUUUGAAUUGUAACUUGCAUUUUAGCAACACAUUCCCAGUCAACUUAUUGGGAAAUCUAAUAAAAUAUGCCUCUUAUCAACA
Galeopterus variegatus (Sunda flying lemur) is the source of this 5104-nucleotide messenger RNA. RefSeq names its product pre-mRNA processing factor 4B (gene PRP4K). The record is from RefSeq and is a predicted model, not a curated record. The transcript is spliced from 20 exons. Gene Ontology annotation, molecular function: ATP binding; protein serine/threonine kinase activity. Lineage: Eukaryota; Metazoa; Chordata; Mammalia; Dermoptera; Cynocephalidae. Gene Ontology annotation, biological process: peptidyl-threonine phosphorylation; mRNA cis splicing, via spliceosome; peptidyl-serine phosphorylation. The coding region runs from base 69 to 3098 and encodes 1009 amino acids.